Glossina fuscipes is the source of this 1501-nucleotide messenger RNA. Its product is annotated as major royal jelly protein 1. NCBI's taxonomy places the organism in Eukaryota, Metazoa, Arthropoda, Insecta, Diptera, Glossinidae. Gene Ontology annotation, cellular component: extracellular region. The coding region runs from base 49 to 1224 and encodes 391 amino acids. The record is from RefSeq and is a predicted model, not a curated record. The transcript is spliced from 4 exons.
UGGUUUCAUUUCUUUUUUGUUAUUCAUUAAUCUUACAUCUUAAUAAAAAUGUUAAGCAAUUUACGCAUAGCUUAUGUUUUGCUAUUAAUCACAAAAAUUAGUGAAACAAUGGUCAGUACAUCCAUCAGCGAAGAGUCCACUGUGUUGGAGAGAUCGAGUAAAAGUUUUUUAAAAGAAUUGGUAUUUGAAUUAAGCGGCAGCAGCCUUUUGUGGCCAUGCGAAUCGACAAAACAUAUUUAUAUACAGUCGGGUCGUUAUGUACCACGUAAUGUGAUAAUCACACGAGCACAAUUGCAACGCGAUAUAAUGUAUGUGGCUUUGCCGCGUUACAAACACGGCGUACCCUUCACUUUAGGCAAAAUUCAAUUGACAAAAGGACAAUGCAUAACGAAAAUAGCACCGUACCCUUGCUGGGCUAUACAAGAAGAGGGUAACUGUCAGGCCUUACAAUCGGUUGUCGAUAUAAAGCUAGAUCAUUAUGGUUUUCUCUGGAUUUUAGAUGUCGGUAUUGUUAAUACCUUAGAACAACCGAUACGUCGUUGUAAGCCAAAAAUUGUAGCCAUUAACACGCUGGACGGUAAAGUGGUCAAGAGUAUUGAUAUAAACAAUUUAUUGACAACUGCUUCACGCUUACAAUUUCUGGUCGUCGAUUAUGGAUCAAACGGCAAACCUUUCGUUUAUAUCGCUGAUGCUGGCGCGCAUAGCAUUUUAGUUUACGAUAUUGCUGCUUCUAAAUCAUAUCGGAUCGUUUUACCUAAAGCAACAUCCCCCAUCACUGACGUCCUUUAUAUGGUCUUAACAUCGCCUGGCACUGGCAACUCUACCUUAUAUUUCACAUACCUCACCUCAGCGAAUCUCUAUUCGAUAAAAACAGAAUAUCUGCGUAUGGGCAAAGGUGGAGACGGUUCCAUCGUUAGUGUUGGUACAAAACCAUAUGGAAAACAAAUGGUUCUGUUAGGUGCUGAUGGUGGUAAUGCAUUAUUCUUUCGUUAUAAAGGCGAAAAUGACAUUUACUUAUGGAACACUAAAACUUGCUUUAAGAUCAGUAACUUACAAGAGAUACAACGCGGCGAAGAUUGUCGCCUCACUACGCAGAUAUUGCCGGGCCAUAAACAUUUUAUGUGGGCUUUGGAAAGCAAUUUUCAUGAUUUCAUAUCUGAGCGCACUGGUUGCAACGGAGCAUCUAUUGUCUUACAUCCGGUUCUACAAGAGUGCGAUGAUUAGAAUAAGUAAGAGUUUAAUUUCGGCGAUUAAGACUGUUUAUGCACAUCUAAUAGAUAUAUGCUCUUAAAUGCAUAUCACUCACUGUCUUUGUUCUCUAAUACAAUUUUAAAUGAAAAGCAGUACUUAUUAUAUCUUGAGGGGCUGGAAAUUACUACUACAAAUGAAAAAAAAAGAAGAGCAAAAAGGAAAAUUGGAAUGAAAUGCAAUGGAAUUUUAAAAAUUUCAAAGAUGUACAUACAAAAGCUGAAAGUUAAAUGGUUAGCUAUGUAACGUUUGA